CCACAGCUAGUGAAGUAGCUCUUCUGAGUACUGUUAAGAAAGGAAAAGGAAAGUUCAGACAAUCUAGUCAAGAAUUCAACAAAAUAAAGUACAUACUUAGAAGGAACAGUGGAUGCACCGUGGAGGGAUCUUUUUAUUGUGAUUUCAGUCUGCAGUACAGACAAUGUGUUCCAUUAAGAUUGAGUCUAUAGUGAAGGAAAAGAACAGGAUGGGAGAGUGCCCAGUAUGGGAGGAAAGGGAGAAUUCUCUUGUAUAUGUGGAUAUCAAUUCGCAGAAAGUUUGCCGCUGGAACUCAGUCACCAAUGAAAUUCAGUGUGUGUCUGUGGAUGCUCGUGUUGGCUCAGUGGCCCUUCGCAAGAGUGGAGGCUAUGUGAUUGCUCUAGGAACCAGCUUUGCCUUUUUGAACUGGAAAAAUCGGAAAGUUGUUACUAUUUCUGAGCAGGAAUUAGAUAAACUGAACAACCGAUUUAAUGAUGGAAAAGUGGAUCCACAAGGGAAUUUUUUUGCAGGUACCAUGGCAGAAGAGACUGCUCCUGGUGUGAGAGCAAGGCACCAAGGGGCUCUUUACACUCUUUUCCCUGACUGCAGUGUUGUGAAGCAGUUAGAUCACGUGGAUAUCUCAAAUGGUCUGGACUGGUCACUAGAUCACAGAACUUUCUUCCACAUCGAUAGCCUGGCUUAUGCUGUGCAUGCUUACAGCUACGACGAGUGCACAGGACGAAUCGGUGACUGCAGAACAGUGUACAAGAUGGAAAAGGAGGAAGCAAUGCCUGAUGGGAUGUGUAUUGAUGUGGAAGGGAAACUUUGGGUGGCCUGCAUUGAUGGUGGACGAGUGAUCCGUAUUGACCCUGAGACAGGGAGAAGAAUUCAAACUGUGAAGAUGCCUGUUUCCAGGAUCACAUCUUGCUGCUUUGGAGGGAAAGACUAUUCUGAAAUGUACAUCACUUCUGCCUAUGAUGGACUGAACAGCGCAGCCUUAGCAAAGGAACCUCAGGCUGGGGAGAUUUUCAAGGUAACAGGAUUGGGUGUGAAAGGAAUACCCCAGUACUACUUUGCUGGUUAAUUGUUUGUGCUAAAAGCAAGUCAGGCAGAAUCAAUGAAGAAGAAGAACAGAAUAUGGAUUACAUGAAGAUUUUAAAGUUGCACAACUUUCUUUUUUUCUAGAUAGUUGCAGUUGUGCAUGCAACUAUUAACAGGACUAAGCAAACCUGUAGAAGAUUUUUGCCUAUAUUUAGAAAUCUUUUGGUUGGUGCCAAAAAUGUUGACAAAAUAAAAAACAGU
This is a messenger RNA of Gekko japonicus, 1281 nucleotides long. Its product is annotated as regucalcin-like. The transcript has 8 exons. Gene Ontology annotation, biological process: L-ascorbic acid biosynthetic process. The record is from RefSeq and is a predicted model, not a curated record. Lineage: Eukaryota; Metazoa; Chordata; Lepidosauria; Squamata; Gekkonidae. Gene Ontology annotation, molecular function: gluconolactonase activity; enzyme regulator activity; calcium ion binding. The coding region runs from base 164 to 1063 and encodes 299 amino acids.